Mesocricetus auratus (golden hamster) is the source of this 3070-nucleotide messenger RNA. It is a transcript of the gene Sde2, whose product is annotated as SDE2 telomere maintenance homolog. The coding region runs from base 44 to 1378 and encodes 444 amino acids. The record is from RefSeq and is a predicted model, not a curated record. Lineage: Eukaryota; Metazoa; Chordata; Mammalia; Rodentia; Cricetidae. The transcript has 7 exons. Gene Ontology annotation, cellular component: nucleus.
GCUUAGUGCUUGUCACCGGCUGGAGGCUCCGUCUGAAGGCGAGAUGGCGGAGGCUGCGGUGCUGGCGUGGGUUCGCGGCCCCGGAAGCGGGUGCAAGGCGCUGCCGUGUGCCUCGGACAGGUGCUCCGUGCGCGAAGUUAUCUACCGACACUGCCGGGAACGGGCAAUUCCUGUGGACUGCUUCUUUGUGAAAUGUAACGGAGUCCUCGUUACCGCCAGCGACACAGUGCAGCAUGGAGCUGUGUACAGUUUGGAGCCCAGACUUUGUGGAGGGAAAGGAGGUUUUGGGUCUAUGCUUCGAGCACUUGGUGCUCAGAUCGAGAAGACAACCAAUCGAGAAGCCUGCCGGGAUCUCAGUGGGAGGAGAUUACGAGAUGUCAAUCAUGAGAAAGCGAUGGCCGAGUGGGUAAAACAGCAAGCUGAGCGGGAGGCUGAGAAGGAGCAAAAGCGCCUGGAGAGACUGCAGCGAAAGCUUGCCGAGCCUAAGCACAGCUUCACCAGCCCCGACUACCAGAGGCAGUGCCAUGAGAUGGCUGAGCGUCUGGAGGAUUCCGUCCUCAAAGGUAUGCAGGCUGCCUCCAGCAAGAUGGUGUCAGCGGGAAUCAGUGAGACUCGGAAACGGCCUAACAAGUCAAAGACAGACCAAGGAGCUGGAGCAAAGAGAAGGAAAUGCUUUUGGUUGGGCAUGGAAGGACUGGAGGCUGCUGAGGGCUCCAGUGCUGGAAGCUCAGAUGAUGACGACAGUGACGACGCCCCUGGUACUUCGGGGCUGAGCUGCUGUGCUCCAGAAAGUGGUAGUGAUGGUGUUGAGGUGGCGGCUGACUGUCCUUGCAGUCCUCAGAGCUCAGGAUUGAGCACACAUUCCAAGUCGCCGGAGAAGCUUCAGAAAACCAUGCCUGACCCUGACCCCAGGCAGGACAUUUUGGAGAACACACAAACUGAGCUGGGAGAGACGUGUGCCAGGGAGCACAGUGAAAGGAAGAUGGACACAGAAACAGAAGCGACUGUAGCAAAGGAGACAGAGGGUCCCACACCAACACAGAAGGACCAGGAGGGAGGAGUGCCUCGUGGGGACAGUGCUGCCAUGGCUGUCUCUGGAAAAAAUGGGGAAAGUGUUCCCAUUGCUGACCUGGAGGGAGGCCACUCAGGAGACACAGCUCUCGGGCGGGAAGCUGUGGAUCUGCUAACAUUCAGCUCCGCAGCCGAGUUGGAGUCGCUGGGUUUGGAGAGACUCAAGUGUGAACUGAUGGGCCUUGGACUGAAGUGUGGGGGCACCCUGCAGGAGCGUGCAGCCAGGCUCUUCUCUGUCAGGGGCCUGGCAAAGGAGCACAUCGACCCAGCUCUGUUUGCCAAGCCUUCAAGAGGGAAGAAGAAGUGAAUUUCCCUCAGAGCUCUCAUGAUUUCGACACUUCCUCUGACUUGAUGUGGACGCGUGGCCAAUGUUUCUGUUGAUACUAAAAGCCAGUUUUUAAUAACUCACUAGUAACUAGUCUCUUCAUUAAUACCUGGGCUUGAGGUUUUCAUCGGAGGAAGAAAACUUUGUAGGUUAUUUUACUUUCUUUUUGGUGUUUUUGAGAGAGACUCAUAGCCAAGUUCCAGGGCUACACAGAGAAAAACAAACAAAUUAAAAAUUGAUGGAGACUCACUCUGCAGUCUGGACUGACAAACAACGUUGUAGUUCAGCUUGGUCUCAAACUUGCAGUGAUCCUUUUUGCAGUGAUCCUGUCUCAGCCAUGACCACUGCAUCUGCUUUGUCAGGGGCUUAUAAAUUUCUUUGGUUUUAUAUUGUGUCACUUUGGUGGUGUUUUCAGGAAAUUUAUUUUUGGAAACAGUUAUUCACCACUCAUGGCAAAAACUUCUCUCUCUAUCCAGUACUGAGUGUCUGUGUACUACCAGGGAUGGGACCUAGCUGCUCCCAGGCCUCUCUCUCACUGGGGUUUAUUCCAUCUAGGGGUCUAUUUUGUUUUGUUUGUGAAUUGUUCUGUCACCAGCCUCAUUGGCAUUUGCUUUUUGUUUCCUCUUCUAUGUACCUUGGGUUUUCUUUACUCAACUUUCUUUAGCUCCUUUAGAUCACUGAUUGUAGAUUUUUCUUUUAUUUAUUUUUUUAAAGUAAAUUGUCCAAUUAGCAAAUGUUUGUUUUUUCUAAAUGUCUUACUGAUACUGACUAUUCAGGUCAGAAAAUGCCUUGCUGUAUACUAUUGAAAAAAAAAAAACAAACACAGCAGUGGUGGCGCACGCCUUUAGUCCCAGCACUCGGGAGGCAGAGGCAGCCGGAUCUCUGUGAGUUCGAGGCCAGCCUGGUCUAUAGAGUGCCAGGACUACACAUGCACUCAACUGGCAGGGGAAUGUUCUGGAAUAGUGGUUAUGUGAAUGGUUGGUAGGAUUAUUCCUACGAUCUGUCUCUGCUCGUUUGUUUUCACAAGGAACUAAGAGAGAACAUUAGAAUCUCGAUUAUGAUUGGAAUUGUCUUAGCAUUUGUUAAGUGAUUGAUUAUGUAUUAAUUCAGUGAUAUUCCAUGCAUACGAGUUUCUGCAUUGCCUUAAAAUGUCUUGUUCUAGUUGGUUUUGGGUUUUUUAUUUCGCCUUUGACUUUUUCACAUUUAUAUACAGUGUAUCUUGAUCAUGUCCACCCAUUCCUACUUCUGUAAUUGUAAUGUUUUUACUUUAUUUUUGAAGCUAUUGUUAGGUUUCACUGCUGUAGUAUAUAUUGGACAGUUCCCUUCGUCUCUGCGUUAGUUUCCUGUUCACCAUGUAUUUAUCUCAAGUGUAGCCUGCAGCCUUUGCUCUUGUUUUCAUAGCGUGUGUUUUCUGUGCAUUUAUUUUCUACACUGGGCUCCUACACACAGCAUGCAUUGUCUCUCACUUGUGUCUAAUCUGUCUCGCCGUCGUUAUCAUCUGGUCCCUGUCUCUGAUGACAAGUUGGUGUUGAGUCGCACAGUUUUUCUAUCAUAAUGUGUUCUUUUGGGGGCUGUUUUCAGAUGUGCCUAGAUGUUGUCUACUGAUUUUUUUAACCUUGGAGUUUGGUGAACUUUGUAAAUUUAUGCCAUUAAUUAAAUUUGGAAAAAAAUUAA